AUGUCGGCCAGCCCACGAUCGAGUCCGUCGCACGUGGCUGCGCUUAGCCGAGACGACUACCACAUUGGACUGGUGUUUGCACUCCCGAAGGAGUUGGCGGCAGGCAAGGCCAUGUUGGAUGAAGAGCAUAGAAUGAUACAUGGUCAGGACCCACAAGACGGCAACAGCUACAGCCUCGGUCGUGUGCAUGAACACAAUGUUGUUCUUGCAUGCUUGCCGGUCAGUGUGGAUGGCACGACUGCAGCUGCAGCUGUGGCAGUCAACAUGUUGAGAACGUUCAGAGCCUUGCGUUUCGCCCUCAUGGUGGGUAUCGGAGGUGGCAUUCCAACCACCAGGCAUGAUAUAAGGCUGGGGGAUAUUGUUGUGAGCGAGCCUCAGGGCACGGGUGGCGGUGUAGUACAGUAUACCAAGGGCAAGGUUCGACCUGGUAGAUUUGAGGUCAAAGGCACCCUCAAUGUGCCUCCAAUUGCCCUCCUUACCGCUCUGGCCUCUCUCAAAGCCGACCACGAGCUUCAGGAAGGUCGCGUACCCGGAUAUCUCUCAGGAAUGAUACAACGAUAUCCCAGAAUGAGAAGAAACGGCUAUAGCUACCCCGGGACCAAAGAGGAUUCACAGCCUGAGAUCCACUACGGUAUCAUUGCCUCGGGAGACUUGGUUGUCAAAGACGCAGGCUUCAGGGAGUCUCUUAGCAAAGAAUAUGAUGCUCUUUGCGUCGAAAUGGAAGCUGCAGGGUUGAUGAACAACUUUCCUUGCUUGGUAGUCAGGGGCAUUUGUGACUAUGCCGAUUCGCACAAGAAUGAUACAUGGCACAAGUACGCCGCAGCUACCGCCGCAGCGUUUGCCCAGGAACUCUUAUACUACGUGUCGUCAGAGUUGGCGAACAACGAGAUGCCUGUUCAGCAAGUCAUGGGCGCCCUAGUCGACCACCUCAAGACGACGAAGGACCAUACCGAGCUUACCCGGGGCAUCCUUGAAGAAACACGGCAACAAAAUCGAGCUAACGAUGUCCGAUAUGACGAGGAGAAAUACCGCGCCUGCCACAGGUCUUUCAAAAUCUCAUCCUACGAGGCCGACAAGAAUCGCAACCCAGACCGAGUCCGGGGCACCUGCUUAUGGGCUCUUCGGCAUCCCACCUUUCAGAGAUGGCAACAAAGUACACACGACGACUUACUGUGGAUUUCUGCCGACCCGGGCUGCGGAAAGUCGGUACUGGUCAAGUCCUUGAUCGACAACGAGUUUAAAAGUACCAAAAGCCAUACAGUUUGCUACUUCUUCUUCAAGAAUAACGAUCUGCAAGACAAGCUACGCCUUGCGUUGUGCGCAAUGUUACACCAACUCUUUGAGGCGCAUCCUGAUUUGAUCAGACACGCCAUUCCUGCAUGGGACAAAAACCAUGAUAAACUACAACUCGAGUCGGCCCAGUUGUGGCAGAUCUUGAUCAAUGCCGCGACUGAUGAAGCCAUUGGAGACAUCACCUGUAUCUUUGAUGCUUUGGACGAGUGCUGCGAAAGUGACCAAGCGGAACUCAUCCACGGCUUGUGCAGGUUCUACCAAAAUGCACAAGAAGCCGUGAGGCCGGGGAGCUUGAGGUUCCUGGUCACGAGCCGUCCCUACAGCAGCGCCGCGCGUCACUUCCAGCCUUUGCCAUCGGGACUACCGAGUAUGAGGUUGCGGGGUGAGGAAGAAAAUGAUACACUUCGACAGGAACUCGACCUUGUCAUAAGACAGCAGGUUGCAGAACUUGCCGAAGACGUCGAUCUAGAUGCACAAACGAGGGAGAAGAUGGAGACCAAACUCCUUGCUAUGGAACAUCGCACCUAUCUAUGGCUCCAUCUUGCCUUUGAAAGUAUUCGACAUACCUUUCAACACAGCCCACGACCUGCACAAGAGUCGAUCAAGACGCUACCUGUGAGUGUCGAGGAUGCUUACGAAAAGAUCUUAGGCCGGGUGGGAAAAGAUCAGCAAGGUACGGUCAAGAAAAUCUCUCAAAUCGUGGUCGGCGCACGACGGGCUCUAACGGUGGAAGAGAUGUCGACAGCCCUGGGUGUGGCCAUUGCAAGGCAGGUCGUGUCUUGGCAUGAUGUCCAUAUCGACACCGUCCGUCUGGAAAAGAAUAUCCGCGACUGGUGUGGGCUAUUUGUGUUCAUCAGUCACUCGAAGAUAUAUUUGAUACAUCAGACAGCUAAAGAGUUUCUGAUGUCAGACGCAGAGCCGGUCGGUACUGGCAUCAAAUGGAGAGGCAGUUUCAGUGUGAUCGGGACCGAAGCCUCCAUGGGCUGUAUUUGUGUUAAUUUCCUCCCAAUUCAAGAGGUCGAUUGGGAUACAAUCCUUCAUAAAAAGAAUGGCCUCUCCGAAUCUGGAUCAGCUAAAGACGACCUUACUAAAGAUGUCAGAAUAUGGGCCGGCUGGUACGGCUUCUUACAUUACUCUGCAGAGUACUGGCCAGUCCAUUUUGCCAAUGUUCAUAUGCCAGCGGAUCCAGCGCUUAUAAACUCCAAAACCCGGCUAUAUGAUACCAGCAGCCAUGUGUUCCGUAUCUGGUAUGAUAUCUUCUGCCAUUCUCUGAAACCAAAAUUGGAUCGUGAGAUCUCACAAAAUCCACACCCUCUCGAGCUCGCAGCUCUCUUUGGUCACAACGAUGUGUUGAAGUCACUAUUGCUGACACACAGCGACGACGCAAAUUUCGGCAGGAUGUGCAGCGAGGAGGCGCUGGGGCACGCAUGCACCUAUGGUCACGCAGAGAUCGUCAGAACGUUAUUAGAGCAUGGUGUCCAUGCCAAUUCAAACUCCUUGUGGGGAACAGCGCUAGUAGCAGCGGCCGGGCGUGGUCAAGACGUUGUCCUCCAGAUGUUGCUUCAAUAUGGCGCUGAUCCUAAUCUGCAAUCAGUGGGUCAACAUGGGUCUCCACUAAUCGCAGCAGUAUCGCAUCGUCAUGGGACGGCGGUGGAGAUCUUGCUGGCUGCCGGCGCCAGUAUAGAUUUGAGCAUAACUUUGCCUAACGAUGGGGACCCCAUCGCCAUCAUGUACGGGAAUGCACUGAUAGCAGCGGCAUUCAAUAAACAGACACCAAUCGUGCAACUCUUCCUGGAUGAGGGCGCUGAUGUUGAUGCCAGACCGUCCAGUGGAACAUUUGGCACAGCAUUGAUAGCUGCGUCUUGGGCCGAACAUUCAACGAUUGUACAACAAUUGUUGGAUCAUGGCGCUGAUCCCAAUUUGCAAGCUGAGGCCGGAGAAUGGGGGACAGCCUUGAUAGCUGCUUGCUAUACAGCAGACACGGCGGCAGUAGGGUUUCUACUCGACAGAGGCGCUGACAUCUCUGCUUAUGCACAGUCAGGCGCAUAUGGGACAGCUUUGAUAGCUGCCUGUGCUCGACUCCCUGACAAUUUGACUUUGAAUUCUGAGAUAGUGCACUUCCUUCUCAGCCGGCAAGCUGACAUCAAUGCUCACGCACGCAGCGGCAAUUACGGGACGGCCCUGAUGGCUGCUUGUUAUUGGGACAAUUUUGAGAUAGUGCACCUCCUGCUCGAUUGGCAAGCCGACAUUCAUGCUCAAGCGCACAUCGGCGAAACUGGGACGGCCCUAAUCGCUGCUUGUUGCAACGGCAGGAUGGACACAGUGCAAUUGCUACUGGACCGUGAAGCCGAUGUCAAUGCUUGUGCGCGCACUGGUGAAUAUGGAACAGCCCUCAUAGCAGCAUCCUAUCGGCGCCGGCUGCUUCUUGUGCGUACCUUGAUUGAGCAUGGUGCCGAUGUCAAUGCCCGGGGUCAAGUUGGAGACUAUGUCAAUGCUCUGGCUGCUGCGGUUGCUGCAAAACCGCGGUGGUGGGCGUCAGGUCCAUGCGCACGGGAUUUCAUGAAAGCCCGAAAGGAGGUGAUGAAGCUGCUGCUGGGCUGGGGCCCUGGGAAUGAUGACCGCCUGGACGAUCGUGCACAAAUAGAGCUGCUUCCAAAAAGACGCCGCCACAGUUCGGAGCCUCUCUAUGCUGGGAGGCAGCUCAACGGUCGCUUCAAAUGA
Messenger RNA from Exophiala viscosa, 4014 nucleotides. RefSeq names its product putative ankyrin repeat-containing protein. The record is from RefSeq and is a predicted model, not a curated record. Gene Ontology annotation, biological process: nucleoside metabolic process. The transcript is spliced from 3 exons. Gene Ontology annotation, molecular function: catalytic activity; protein binding. NCBI's taxonomy places the organism in Eukaryota, Fungi, Ascomycota, Eurotiomycetes, Chaetothyriales, Herpotrichiellaceae. Bases 1 to 4014 code for a protein of 1337 amino acids.